UGGAUGAGAUUUAUCGUGAGUAUCAUUUGACAGCACUAAAUAUAUAUUUGUUGUAUUCAUGUAAUCAUACCUUUAGUUUUGACUUGCAAUUUUGUGUUACAGUCUGUAAAGACGAGGAGGGAUAUUUAUCCUCUCAAUUACUGGGGAUCAGCUCUGACGAAGCUGGGUAAAAAUACUCUGACAUGCUGCUUUGGCUCAGCAGGUAGUGAGAACCCAGGUUUCAUGCAGUAAACAGGUCACCUACAGUUUGACUCGAAGUAAUUUCAUGUGAUUCAUGUAUGUAUAUUACACGCUCAAUCAAACUUGUUUGAUUGAGCGACGUUAACUUAUCGCGUAUGAUGGUUUAGCUUAUCAGGCUACUUAAGUGAUAGCCUGCUGUUGGCUUGAUUAGUAUUAGAGAAGAACGGGGAGAUUUUAUAAAGUGGCUUUAGUAGACAGAAUGUGGAAGAGUAUAUGUAUAUAAGAGAGAUAAAACAGAAGUGCAUUAGGCACAAGAAGUAUCAUUUCAGAAUGACACUUUUGGUUGUACUUAUCAACAGUCACGAUUUCUUUGACAGACUAUUGCAUUUUAACCAUUAAAAUAACAGAUUAACAAAUUAUAAAUGAUUGUAUGUAGUUGUACAGGCUUUAUCGUGUUCUAAUAGCUCCACAAAAUUGUUAAAUGCGGCAGAUGACAUUUUGAAAAUAUAAUUGUGUGAUUUCCACCGUACCAUGUGGAAUUUGAUGCAGACACACUAUGGCUGUGGCUGGUUGAGGCCUGAGGAGCCUUACCAUGAAUUUAAGUCUAGAGACUCAACAUCACUCAGACUUGUUAGCAAAACAGGCCAUGAUGACUCACGCACCCCUGCAGCACAAGUGAAAGAAGGCUGUUAUUGAAAAUUUGGAGAGUUAUAAAAUUACCUUUUCUUAACCGUCUCAGGGCAGCAACAGAAGAAAGACAUUAGCAAAGGUUUUUGGGUUUGUAUUAGAGAUGAACAUGGUGAAUCUACUCAAACUCUUGAGUACAUAGGGCAGUCAUUUUAAUGUGGAUUGUAGGUGAAAGUGAUUCUACAUAUGUAUCAGACAAACAUCUUUGGCAUCCCACUCACUAGCCAACUCAUAAAACCCUCAGAAAGCACGUCUCUUUGCUUUUCUUGCUGAAUACUGUAACUAUCGCAAUAAGCACACACCAGUGUUUUUGUUAGCUUGACCUUGUGUAGUUUUUGCUUUGUUGAAUUAGUCCAAAAGAUACCACUGAAAUUACUAUAGAACACCAAAUUACUAAUAAUGCUCAUGCUUGAUGCUUGAAAUUCUUUAAAUGUGAUGUUUUAAAUCAUUUCAUCAUCAAUCAUUGCUGUUAAUUCUACACACUUAAGUACUCGUGCCCAACCUCAGUUUGCCUGUUCUAAAUCGUCUGCUUAUUUAUUGCACCCCACCAGUUGGACUAGCACUGGAUUCAUAUAUUUUCAAAGCUUUAAAUCUGAACACCCACCACUUUUGCUUGAGCAUCAAAAAUGUCUAAAUUUCAGUCACAGUGAGGGCCAGUUGCUCCCUCUAGUGGUUAUUUAUAAUCAGUAACACUUUCAGCAGCCAGCACUUUACACUUAUUAGGUUAUACGUAAGUUUACUCAUCUUACAGUACUCAUCUUUUCUGUAAGUGGUUCUUGAAAUAGGUGUCAUGAACUAAAAAUAAAUAGUUUUUGUGCAUCAUGUUUUAAUCUGUUAAUGUAUAUUUUAUAAAUAUGCCAUUUAGUAUUAUUUUUUUCAUAUUGUAAAUAGGCUAGAUACAACGUAUGUUUCUGUUAAUUAACACGAAUUAACAUUAAUAGAACUUGUAAUGAUUACAGUAAUCAGUAGAAAUUAACAUCUACCUAUCUAUUGUAAAUGCUUAAUUGAACUGCGUGUUUAAUUUGUAAACGACUCUGGUAUUCUUUAGACAAAUAUGACAAAGAGGAAAAUAUUUGAGAAAAUAUGAAUCUUUUAGAUUGGGUGAGAAUAUUUAGAAGGCUUGUCCUGAUUGAGUCCUGGGACAGUUGGCGCCAUCUUCGGGAAAGUUUACGUAAUAAAAUGGGAAAACCAGAGGUUUCCAAUAUUUGCCUUUAGCAAAAAGCAUACUUCAAAAGGGUGUUUCCUGUACUUCCACCAGAGCGAUAAAUCAUUGUUUUAUAACAGCCAAAUACAUUUACCUCGUGUUUAAAAUUAAUUUACGCACGUAUGUUAAGUUAAUGUACACUUUCGCUUUAAAUCAUACAAUAUUUUACAGUCCACAUUAAAUAUGACUGCAGGCGCUUGAGAGAUACACAAGAAUGUCGCUUUGCCCAAUCGCAGCGCAGAAUAUAAUCACUGACAAGCCGUUCGUCCAAUGAAAUUCAAGCGUGGGCGGGGUUUGCACGAAGUUCGGGACAGUGAGCUACACUCAGCUUGCCUUACUCGACUUCACGGCAGCGUAAUGAUCGAGCGACAAAACCGUUGAUUAAUUCACUCGCGUGAGUGCAAAUAAAGCAGCAGAUAAAGUGUCACGUUUUUAAAAAGAAAAACAUAAAAAACGUUACUUUAGCGUCCAUCGAAGGAAUAUACGCGUACACUGACGUCCAUUCGACUAGUCAAAGUGUUACAAUUGGGGAGUUCUCCACUCAAAAUGUUUAUUGCCCGACGACGUUUCCUUUGCGCGUGUACGGCAGUUGCGGUGGUUUCAACCGGACGAAUCGGUCUGACGGAUACUAGAAGAUCUGAAAGAAAUGUUCUUGUUUUAUAAUGCGUCCUGGAGUCUAUUGAAUAACUGGCUGACGUGGGGAUCACGCAGGGGGGCUGGCCGAAAAAGGAGAGACACAGGCGGGCAGAGGGGCUGCGACGCCGCGCGUCUGGGAUUACAGUAAACACAAUUUGUUUCUUAAAUAUCCUAAUAGGCUCUGGCGAGAUAAUGCAAUCGCAGGCACACAAAACGCGAAGGAAACUAUGUAGUGUGUCUUCUUUUAGGGGUUCUGGUACGCUCAGACUGACCACUUACCUAUAAGUCCAUGGAUGUUUACGUUGGAAGUUUGUAAAGUUUGUAAAGGCCGUCAAUCACUGCUGUAUGAACUUUGUUUUUUAAUAUCUGCUGCAUGUUAUGAGCACCGUCUAAGAUGGUUGAGAACAGAUGCUUUGUUCAGAGAGAGGAGGUUUACCGAUGGUUCUCAGUGUUGAGCUCGGCUCAGAGGGCUGAGUUUCUCUGCGGCCUUUUGGACCUCUGCGUUCCCAUUGAGCUGCGCUUCCUCGGCUCGUGUUUGGAAGACCUUGCGCGAAAAGACUACCACUCACUGAGGGACGCAGAAAUCAAAGCCAACAACCCGGCUGACCUCGCUAACCUGACCAACAUCACGGACGAGGUCGUGAGGAGCAAGCUGCUCGUCUCCCUGGCGCUCCUCAGCUCGGACAACCGCGUUGCGGCGGGAGUUUUGUUUCGGACCCUCACUCACAUAGACACCAUCAUUAACAACUACGGACUUCAGCUUAAUGAUGGCCAGACGGGAGAGCAGUUUUUGCUCCUCUUCACGAUGGCUUCGAACCACCCCGCGUUUAGUUUUCAUCAAAAACAGGUGCUGAGGCAGGAGUUGACGCAGAUCCAGGAGAUCCUUCAGGUGACAGUUGGUGAGGCGCCGUCGACGUCACACGGGGGCGGGGCGAGCGCCGCUGCGCUCCCAAACGUGAGCUCGACCCCGGCCUUCUCCUCGUACGUCACAACAUCCACCUUCAACUCCUGCCAGGGCGGAUGUCCAUGCUGCAAGAACGUGCAGCUCGAGGUCACGGGAGGUCAGACAGAUGAAGGCUUGAGUCCUGAGGUCAUGCUGCCAAGUCCAUCUCUCUUGCGCCAGGAAAUGCCACUCAAAAUGCAUGUCGGAAAACCCAGCAAAGUGUAUGUUGAAAGAAUUGAAUUAAGGGGAGUUACACCCAAAUCAGAAAAACCAACAGAAUACAUGCUGGAGGCCUUGUGGUCCGACUCCACUUUGUCGACUGUCAGCAAAAGCCCUCAGGAAGUGGUGGAGUUCAUCUCCCAGCUCUCUCAGCUCUUUCCAGAAGAAUGUCUAGAAAAACUUCUGCCCCAAAUGCCUGGACUUGAUUCCGCUCAUGAACUGGAUCCUCGAUGCUUGACCUCUCUUUCACCUCAAGUUCUCAAACAUGACAAAGUCCGUUUCUUCUUCAGUACUUCGCCUUCACCUCAGCUCUCUGCCAGCACAAAUCUGGGCUGUCUGCUUCAGUAUAGGGGGGUGAGCAGGCCCAUUUGCGGUGUCGCCAGCAUCCAGCCGGUCUUAAGCGUCCAUGCACCCCUCCCUCAGAGCUCCCCUGCCCACCUGCCCCCUCUCCCUCCUCAGACAGCGGUGGCCAUCCUCCCCGGCGCUGCCGUGCCCCUGGGAGAUGCCAGCCCGCCUCAGACGCACCUCACAAACCCCGCACCCCAGGCCCAGUCCCAGCAGCCCAGCCCGGAGCAGAACGGCAUCCUGGACUGGCUUCGUAAACUACGGUUGCAUAAAUACUAUCCUGUCUUCAAACAGCUAACCAUGGAGGAGUUCCUCGCUCUCACAGAAGAGGAUCUCAACAAGUACGACCUCACUCAGGGGGCCAAGAAGAAACUAAAGACUCAGCUGGAGCUUCAGAAAGAGAAGCUGGAGAAAAGAUACGUGGUGUCUCAGUUUCCUGUUUCCUGUGGUGGGGUUGCCAGAGUGACCCCUUCCAGUCAUGUCGGACCCCUGUCACAUGCACACACUGGAAGUGAGCUACGUGUAGACGUCGAGAACAGCUCGUUGCCCAUUCCACGGGACAGCAGCUCCUCCUCAGGCUAUUCCAGUGCUCCUUCUAGUCCAAUGACCCCGUUAUCACGUGACACUUCUUUUGACCGGGUCAAAGACCUUCACAGACGUUUAGAGUCUGGUUUGGAUCCUGGUGAGAAAGAGCGACCAUGCUUUCUCCUUAAUCCUGCAGUAUCCACAGGACCCAGUCGUCCUACUGCCCAAGUCCUCCCAGUCCAGAAUGAUCCCUCCCUCUGUCCCUCCCAAAUGAAUUUGCCCCCUCCAUCCUUGCCCCUCCUUUCCCCAGGCCGCGUUAUCAACUCUCCCCGCAAGCUUCGUCCACCCCCUCUCUGUUCAGAAGAACGUCCCAAACCAAUUGGGUCUGGGGUCUCCGUGGGUGUUCGGCUUGAUAACAUCUUCCCUGGCUUGAAUCUUGACGGUUCUCCGGGGCACCAGGAUGUGUCAGGGCCCUGUGGGCCCCUCGCAGUUCUUCGCUCCCCUGCAGGUCUCAUGGUGGAGACCAGCACUGCUCUCACCUCCACGUCUAACACCCUCCAUCAUGUUUCCCACCCACCCUUACAUUUACAAGUGUCCUCUUCUGUUCCACGCACAGGAUCGUACCCUUUCUCCACCCCGUCCUCCUGCCCCUCAUCGAGUUCCUCCAGCAGACCCACCUUCUCACCUGUCAGUGGAGUUCCAAUAGCAACAGCCAGCAACGUUCCCAUGGCGGCAGUACCUGGGAACACAUACUGCGUGAACAGUACGCCCACAGUCACGCCCAGUUCUAGCCCAGCCGCCACUGAGAAUAGCGGCUACGCCUCAGUUCAAGCAAACAGCACUAACUCCAGUUCCUCAUUGUGCGUUUGUAGCUCUUGCGGUUGUAGCGGCAACUGUGGCUCAUACGGAGCACUUCCGGCUAGCUACGCCGGAUACUUUCCACAUCCGUUUUCAGGAACGUCUGUAUUCACCUUAGGGCCUUUGCUUCAUUUCAGCCCCCUCCUUACUGGAAGCGGUACCGCCUCGCCCUUUUCUUACCCCCUGGUGGCUCCGCCCAUUUACAACAGCGGCCUAUCACAUGACUCACAACAAAAUCUUGUGCUUCCACCGGUGCAGGGUUUUCUAGGGGGAGGGGGCGGGGUGUACCAGCCCCAUGGAAUGAUGGGAAACGGAAGCUCUGGGCAUAAGAAAACAGGGAAUGUGUCCUGCUAUAACUGUGGGCUGAGUGGGCAUCGAGCACAAGACUGCAAGCAGCCAGCAAUGGACUCUGCUCAACAAGGGACGUUUCGUCUGAAAUAUUCCCCGCAGUCAGACAGCCAGGACUCUGGGGAAUAAAUGGUGUGAAUGAAUGGGUUUGGACCUGCACCUUCCUUGAUGUGAGACUCUGAGCAAAGGUAUUACAGUUUCUCUUUACAGGAGGAUCAAGCGAUGGACUUCCAUCAGUUACGGCUUCCAAUGAAAGCCUUGUGCCAAAGAAUCACUUCACGGUGGCUCUUAGUAAAGGGAAGUUCAAAGAAGAAUUCACUUUUUGUGUUCUUCACACUGUUUGCCUCACUUGAGCACUGUGGAGCAGCCAAUAGUGUGUCAGAUCAUGCUGCACAUGUCAUUGUUGGAAACAAAACGUGGAGAUUUUGUUCGCCAAAUAAUGUGCAAUUAUAGUCACGUCUUUUUGCUCAUGGUGUGACUAGAAGUCCUCCAUUGGGAUUAAGAUACUAGCAAUCAGAAACUGACAACUAUGAAAGCAAAAAGUCGUUUUCAUUGUCAAGAGGUACUUUUUUUUUUAGCUUUUUGACUACAGGAAGUCUUCUUAAUCAUCAAGUGUUAUUCCUGUUUGUUGUAAUCAUGGCGUAUUUGUUAAUAUCUGGGUUUUUUGAAAACGUUUGCUACCUUUUGAAUUAUAUUUUUUUAUUACAUUCUCUUCGUCAAGUGGCGCUCGGAUUAAAUGUUUAUACAAUCAAUGCACUUGAGACCGCUAAAGCUUUUUUGAAUUCACUAGUGUUCUUGAAACUGUACAAAAAAACUUCUGAAUUUGAGUUUUUGAACCGAGAACUGAACACAAGAGGAAACCGUUUUCAGCGUCACACUACAAAGUGAAAAUGUUUCUCAAUUUCAUUAGCCUAAAAUUUUUCCAAAGGGUUAAAAAAGGUCAGGAUUUCACCACAAGGCGCAUUUAGCCAAUAGAUGCCAUUCCGUUGUCAUUGCCAAACAUUUUUGAUAUUUCAAAGCAAAUGGUGAUAUUUGUGUUUAUAAAGCUCUUGCGUCGCUGGCUAUGCAUGUCGCCUGAUUUACUACGUGCUGUAUGUAUUAUGUCUAGUAUUAUCGCAGGAAAGCUUUUGGCUUAAAACGACAAUGCUGACGCAGCCAUUUUGUAUUAUGAGGUGAAUGUUUAUUGAAGUUUGACUGUUGAAUUUUUGUAUAACGUAUCACUUUGACACUUUUAAAAAAAAAAAAAUAUUAAAAAUGUUUUUGAUAAGU
Puntigrus tetrazona (Sumatra barb) is the source of this 7214-nucleotide messenger RNA. It is a transcript of the gene zcchc14, whose product is annotated as zinc finger, CCHC domain containing 14. Gene Ontology annotation, molecular function: phosphatidylinositol binding; protein binding; nucleic acid binding. NCBI's taxonomy places the organism in Eukaryota, Metazoa, Chordata, Actinopteri, Cypriniformes, Cyprinidae. The record is from RefSeq and is a predicted model, not a curated record. Bases 3102 to 6074 code for a protein of 990 amino acids. The transcript has 13 exons.